GGUGAAAUACAGACCAGGAAGGAGUGUUUUAACCACGUUCACUAAACUGGCAGCACCCUCUCCAGCCCGCCCGCCCCGACGCCACCGUCUCUCGCCGGACCCCACACGCUCCUUCAGAACGUCGGUUAACCGCACGCCUCCCACCCAAACCACCCUUUACUAGAAAUGGUGUGAAGAAAAACAAUGACACUUCAAUGGGCGGCAGUUGCAACUUUUCUUUACGCUGAAAUAGGACUCAUUUUAAUCUUCUGUCUACCUUUUAUUCCUCCUCAGAGAUGGCAGAAGAUAUUCUCCUUUAGCGUUUGGGGUAAAAUUGCAAGUUUCUGGAACAAGGCUUUUCUUACUAUUAUAAUCCUAUUGAUUGUUCUGUUUCUAGAUGCUGUGAGAGAAGUAAGAAAAUAUUCCUCGACUCAUACUAUUGAAAAGAGCUCAGCCAACAGACCUGCUGCCUAUGAACAUACACAAAUGAAACUCUUCAGGUCUCAAAGAAAUCUUUACAUUUCUGGAUUUUCAUUAUUUUUCUGGCUGGUGUUGAGACGUCUGGUUACCCUUAUUACUCAGCUGGCAAAAGAGCUGUCAAACAAAGGAGUACUUAAACGUCAAGCAGAAAAUAUUAACCAGGCUGCCAAAAAAUUCAUGGAAGAAAAUGAAAGACUGAAACGGCUCUUGAAAAACUAUGGCAAGGAAGAAGAACACGUUUUGGAAGCAGAAAAUAAAAAACUAGAAGAAGACAAAGAAAAACUGAAAAUUGAAUUAAAGAAGGCUUCAGAUGCCCUUUCUAAGGCACAAAAUGACGUGAUGAUAAUGAAGAUGCAAUCAGAGAGACUUUCAAAAGAGUAUGACCGGCUCCUGAGAGAACACUCAGGACUUCAGGAUCGUGCAGGGAAAGACAAGAAAUGCCUGUGAACCCUGUGGAAGGAGAGUGUGAGUGCACCAGGCCAGGGGGACGUGUCAUCACGCCAGCCUCCAGGAAGCUUAAAACUCAGCUCAGAAAACAUACUGUGGCCAGCAGUAUUUUUUUAAUGCCACACACAUAGACUUAUCAGAAUGGCAUUAUCACAGUAUUGAUGAUGUUUCAGAUAUAUUGUAAAGCCUGUAUUCCAGCUCUUAAAUAAAAUAUAAGCAUGUUAAACACCUUAUUUAGAUACUGAUAGUAACACUGGUGUAUGGUGGCUGAAAGAGUGAAACAUGAAAACAGUGACCUUAAGUGCUUUUUUUUAAGCCUGAUGGUACUAGUUAACUCUUUUAAGACAGCUGUAUUGAUAAUUAUAUUUUCAGUAUUGUGUUUCUGCACCUGUUAAAUUAUUUUUGUUGACAUUUGUGUUAAUACAUAAUUAGUAGGCAUUCUGCUUCUUUAAUGUUCAUCUGGGAAUGGAGUUUACAUCUAUUUGCAUAAUUGCCAUAGCACUGAACUGAAAUUAUUUUACAACAAUGUGGAAUUCUUGAGAUAGAAAGUUUAUGUAUAAUGUAUCCAAAAAGCAGUGUUUCCCAUUGCUGUGAGAGUUGCUAAUUAUACAGAUAUUACCUCAUAUAUAUACACACUGGUGUCACAGUUUCUCUGAGGUGUUUCUAUUUUCUGAAAGCUACAUAUUAAAUACUAUUUUCCAUUCAUAUAUUCAUUUAGUUUCCUUUAGGAGAGGAUGAUUGUUAUAUUAAUGUGAUUUAGGUUGCUCCAGUGUUUAGACUUGAAAGCUAUCUUCCUUGUUUCUUAAAGACCUAGAUAUAAAAGAAAAUGAAAAAUAAUUACUGGACUCUUUACUUCCCUGAUGUUUGUUUUAUCCUUUGUUAUGAUCAUUUUAGCACCAACUUCAUGCAUAAUUAGUUUUUUUCAUUGUAACGUGGCAAGUACAUAAGAAAUGAGCAAGUACAUAAGAAUUUUAUUUCAGAUAAAAGGAGUUACUGCUAGAAAACAGACAUGUAGGAGACAUUUAACAAAGUAAGAAAUGGGAGUUAGGCCAUAUGGGCUGACAGAACCAUAAAUAACAAGGCAAGGGAAUGCUGACAGAGGAGAGAACUGAACAAGUAGCAACUUAAAAAUAUCAAAGUGCCAGCCUACCAGAGUGAGAUAUAGAUUGUGUGUAUUUAUGAUCUUGGCCUAGUCAACAAAUCAAGUCUAAUGACAGAAUAACAUACAGAAAAAUAGAAAUUACACAGCUUUAGAACUGACAGAACCAAAUAAUAAUCCUAUUCUCACCACUAAUUUAGCCAUCGGAUUUUGCACAGAUAAAUCAAACUUGCUAGAUUUCCAUUUCCUUAUCUCUGAAAUGGGAAUCAUAACAUUUAGAUCGGGAUUAAUAUAUAAACUGAGAUAACACAGUGAUUCUCAAAAGUUGUGCAGACUGUACAGGUGCUCUUUGAAGGGCAUAAGGAUUUGAAAGAUUCCCAGAAAGCACUUUAUUCAAGUAGUCUUGGUCCUCAUCUCAAUUGUACAGGUCUGCAAACAGUCCUCAAAAGUGUAUGCAGUUUUCCCAAGUUAACAUGAGUAGUUAGAUCCAGGGCUAGGAUUUGAGUCUAGAAUUUAGGUGUCCUGGUUCCCGAGAUACUAUUCCAGUUUUUAUACACAAAUUAGCUAUAAUUUGCUAAAUAAAAUACUGCCAUGUACUAACCAAGGAUUGGACCAUG
This is a messenger RNA of Cervus elaphus (red deer), 2622 nucleotides long. RefSeq names its product B-cell receptor-associated protein 29. The transcript has 8 exons. Gene Ontology annotation, cellular component: endoplasmic reticulum; endoplasmic reticulum membrane. The coding region runs from base 184 to 906 and encodes 240 amino acids. The record is from RefSeq and is a predicted model, not a curated record. Lineage: Eukaryota; Metazoa; Chordata; Mammalia; Artiodactyla; Cervidae. Gene Ontology annotation, biological process: endoplasmic reticulum to Golgi vesicle-mediated transport; intracellular protein transport.